UCACAAGGCAAUGUUUUUCUCUGGCUCGCCUUGUCUUGUCGUAAUCUUCAAAGGAAUAGUAUGUGCUAGUGCAUUUUUAUAUGGUUGUGCAUAGAAAAAUAAAAUAAGAAUCAACAUUCUGUAUGCUCUAGCUACAUAAAUAAAUAGUUGCUGCUGUAUAUUAGCUCUUGGUUCCUUGUUUUGAUAUUGUCUUCAGUAAUUCUUAGUUGACAUAGAUUUAGCCGACUAGUGAAGCGCUGGCCGUAGUUUAGCAUGGCAUGAUGAGCCAGCACUUGAAGGAGAAGACGGCUGUAGGAGUGGUGUGGGCAAUGCUACACAUACAUAACUUUACAUGGGUUUUAUAAACAGGUGUGUUUUGAUUGGAGAUUAAGGGGGAUGAGGACCCCACCCCUUGAAAAUCAGGGGGGAGUGGUUAGUUAUUAGAAAGAAAGAAUCCUAGUCAGCGUGUAACCUUACAUAACUCUUUGUAUGUCUAGCAUUUUUGGGUGUGGGCAGGGUUAGUGUGAACGGGAGACAUUGUCAAAAAGGUCAGGCGCCAAAAAGGUCAGGCGCGCAAAAACUUUUGCCGUUGCAAACAGACAACCCAAAUAGCGGCCGCCAGCUUUUCAUAUCACUGACAUCAACCACUCAUGGCUCAUUGACCCGUAGUCUUGAGAGAAAGGAAACAAGCGACGGAUCGCAUCACGCUGCGGGUGGCCCCCUCCCAAAAUAAUUCAACGUCCAGUUGCCAAACGACGAGGACGACGCGUCGCUGGUGGCCACAGUUUGUUUAUACGCAACACUCACCCAGGCCAAACCUCUCUACCUCUACCUCUACCGUACGUACGUAUGCUCUCUGCCGCGUCCAGUCCACACUCCACAAUCGCUCUGCUUGCUGCAGUACCGUCUGCCGGGGCAGCAAUGGCAAUGGCAGCACUGUCCCUCCUCCUCCUCCUUGUCUUCCUCCUCGCGUGCUCCGUCGCCACUCACGCCCUGCACGACGCAUCCGAGCCCGCUGCCGCUGCCGCUAGCGUCGCGGAUUACAACGCGCUGCUCUCCUUCAGGUCGCUCGUGAGGGGCGACCCGUCGCGGGCGCUGGCGUCAUGGACGAGCAGCGCCCACAACGAGCCCGCGCCACCGCCGUGCCAGUGGCGCGGCGUGUCCUGCGGCACGAGGGGCCGCGGCCGCGGCCGCGUCGUGGCGCUGGACCUCCCCAACCUCGGCCUCCUCGGCGCGCUCAGCCCGGCGCUGUCCAACCUCACGCACCUGAGGCGGCUCCACCUCCCCGGCAACCGCCUGCACGGCGCCCUGCCGCCGGAGCUCGGCCGCCUGCGCGAGCUCAGCCACCUCAACCUCAGCGACAACGCCAUCGGGGGCCGCCUCCCGCCGUCGCUCUCCCGGUGCAGGCGGCUCAGGACCGUCCUGCUCCACGCCAACAAGCUGCAGGGGCUCAUCCCACCGGAGCUGGUCGGCUCGCUUCGGAACCUCGAGGUGCUCGACCUCGGCCAGAACAGGCUCACAGGAGGCAUCCCUUCCGGCAUCGCCAGCCUCGUCAACCUCAGGCUGCUGGUCCUAGAGUUCAACAACCUGACAGGCGAGAUCCCGUGGCAGGUCGGCAGCCUCGCCAACCUCGUCGGCCUCGCCCUUGCGUCCAACCAGCUCUCAGGCUCCAUCCCCGCCUCGCUGGGGAACCUCUCGGCGCUGACCGCCCUCACCGCCUUUUCGAACCGGCUGUCGGGGAGCAUGCCCUCCACAUUACAGGGCCUGUCAUCCCUCACCACGCUCCAUCUGGAAGACAACAGCCUCGGAGGAACCAUACCUUCCUGGCUAGGGAACCUCUUGUCGCUGGCAUCCUUAAACCUCCAGAGCAAUGGCUUUGUGGGGCGCAUCCCGGAGUCCAUAGGGAACCUCCGGUUGCUUACCGCCGUUUCGUUCUCGGAGAACAAGCUUGUCGGCAAGAUACCUGACGCCAUCGGGAACCUCCAUGCCCUCGCUGAGCUUUACCUGGACAACAAUGAGCUACAAGGCCCUCUGCCACCCUCAGUCUUCAACCUCUCCUCCCUUGAGAUGCUCAACAUCCAACACAACAACCUCACCGGGGGAUUUCCGCCCGACAUCGGGAACACGAUGACGAGCCUCCAGUACUUUCUUGUGUCUGAUAACCAGUUUCAUGGUGUGAUCCCUCCAUCCUUGUGCAAUGCCUCCAUGCUUCAGAUGGUUCAGACGGUAAACAACUUCCUGUCGGGAACGAUCCCGCAGUGCCUGGGGGCUCGCCAGGAGAUGCUGUCGGUGGUGAACUUUGCGUGGAAUCAGCUUGAAGCAACCAACGAUGCUGAAUGGGGCUUCCUUACGGCUCUGACCAACUGCAGCAAUAUGAUAUUGGUGGAUGUUAGUGAAAACAAGCUCCAAGGCAUGCUACCGAAAUCAAUCGGCAAUUUGUCGACACAGAUGGAAUUUCUUGGCAUUGCAUACAACAGCAUAUCAGGAACGAUAACUGAAGCGAUAGGGAACUUCAUCAACUUGGAUGAACUUGACAUGGAGAAUAAUCUUCUCGAGGGCACCAUCCCAGCAUCUCUCGGCAAGCUUACGAAGUUGAAUCGGUUGUCUCUGUCAAAUAACAACUUGUCAGGAUCCAUCCCAGUGGCUGUUGGAAAUCUUACAAAGCUUACAACCCUUCUGCUUAGUACCAAUGCGCUCAGUGGUGCCAUACCUUCUGCUCUCAGCAACUGUCCUUUAGAGCAGCUGGAUCUUUCUUACAACAAUCUUUCCGGCCCAACGCCUAAGGAGUUUUUCCUCAUCUCAAGCUUGUCGAGUACCAUGUAUCUUGCACAUAAUUCACUGACUGGGACUUUGCCUUCAGAAGUGGGAAAUCUCAGGAAUCUAGGUGAGCUUGAUCUCUCUGACAAUAUGAUUUCAGGAAAGAUUCCUACCAAUAUUGGGGAGUGUCGAAGCUUACAGUACCUCAAUUUAUCUGGGAACAAUCUCGACGGGACGAUUCCGCUGUCACUAGGACAGUUAAGGGGUCUCCUAGUGCUCGAUCUUUCUCAGAAUAAUUUAUCUGGGAGCAUUCCUGAGUUCCUCGGUACAAUGACAGGUCUUGCUAGUUUAAAUCUCUCUUCCAAUGAUUUUGAAGGUGAAGUUCCGAAGGACGGAAUAUUCCUCAAUGCAACGGCAACCUCGGUCAUGGGAAACAAUGCUCUGUGUGGUGGGAUCCCUCAACUGAACUUGAAAAUGUGCUCCAGUCCCACUAAAAGGAAAAUAUCUUCAAAGCAUCUCAUGAUUAUCGCAGCAGGCGCUGUAAUUACGUUGGUCAUACUAUCUGCAGUGUUCGUGUUAUGUAAAAGAAGCAAGCUUAGAAGAUCAAAGCCACAGAUAACUCUCCCCACUGACAAAUACAUCAGAGUUUCUUAUGCUGAAUUGGCCAAGGCAACAGAUGGUUUCACAUCCGAGAACCUCAUCGGGGUGGGCAGCUUUGGUGCAGUGUACAAGGGAAGAAUGGAAAUCUCUGGCCAACAAGUGGUGGUGGCAGUGAAGGUACUCAACCUGCAGCAUGCUGGCGCAUCCCGAAGUUUCGAUGCGGAAUGUGAGGCUUUGAGAUGUAUUCGCCACCGGAACCUUGUGAAGGUUAUAACAGUGUGCUCAAGUAUUGACUCCCGAGGUGGCAACUUCAAGGCUCUUGUGUUUGAGUUUCUGCCAAAUGGAAAUCUAGACCAGUGGCUGCACAAACAUCUCGAGGAAGACGGCGAACCCAAGAUUCUAGAUCUCAUUCAGAGAACCGAGAUUGCCAUGCACGUGGCUUCUGCGCUUGACUAUUUACAUCACCAGAAGCCGUUUCCAAUUGUCCACUGCGACCUCAAACCAAGCAAUAUUCUCCUCGACAACAACAUGGUUGCCCAUGUCGGUGAUUUUGGGCUUGCAAGGUUCCUACAUGAUGGACAUAAUGACAUGUCAGAGACAUCGACUAGUCGGAACGUAAUAAGAGGAACGAUCGGUUAUGUUGCUCCAGAAUAUGGACUUGGCCAUGAAGCUUCAGUCCAUGGUGAUGUCUACAGCUACGGUAUACUGCUGCUCGAGAUGUUCACCGGAAAAAGACCCACAAGCUCUGAAUUCGGAGAAGUGCUCGGCCUUCAUAAGCACGUGCAAAUGGCACUGCCAGACCAAGCGGCUUUUGUCAUUGACCAAGAACUAUUAAAAGCAGGAAGUAAUGGCAAAGGAACAGAAGGGGGAUAUCAUAACAGUGAAGACAUGAGAAUUAGUUGCAUCGUCUCGAUUCUGCAGGUUGGAAUUUCAUGCUCCACGGAGACGCCAACUGAACGCAUUCAAAUUGGAGAUGCAUUAAGAGAGUUGCAGAUAAUCAGAGAUAAGUUUUACGCACAUUAGUGAUCUCCUUGGUGAAUUGGCAAAAUAUAGCGAAGGCACACUGAAGCAUGCUUGUGAGGAUCAUGUAAUGGCAAAGGAACUGAAGAAACUUAACUUACAACUAAGCAGCACGCACUUGGGUGCGGUGUCAGUUUCACUGUCUCAGGUAGAGAUGGAUCUGAAGGAUGCGGAUGGACCCAUUUUUCCAUUUCUUCUUCCUUUUUCUUUAGUUCCGGUCUUAAACCGACUCACUCCUUAUUUGUUGCCUUUUCCUAUUCUAUAUGAAAUUGCAGGAGCAUCCUGACAUGUGCCGAGGUACCAUCAAAAUAUUUUUGCAGCUUGUA
Molecule: messenger RNA, 4682 nt
Organism: Hordeum vulgare subsp. vulgare (domesticated barley)
Lineage: Eukaryota; Viridiplantae; Streptophyta; Magnoliopsida; Poales; Poaceae
Product: receptor kinase-like protein Xa21
Exons: 2
Coding region: 829-4359 (1176 amino acids)
Biological process (GO): protein phosphorylation; hormone-mediated signaling pathway
Cellular component (GO): plasma membrane
Molecular function (GO): protein kinase activity; protein binding; ATP binding
Source: RefSeq, a predicted model, not a curated record